This is a messenger RNA of Owenia fusiformis, 1890 nucleotides long. NCBI's taxonomy places the organism in Eukaryota, Metazoa, Annelida, Polychaeta, Sabellida, Oweniidae. The record is from the annotation of a GenBank genome assembly.
UUCCAAUUUAAUCCAGUUUUUAGAAUAUUUAUAUAAACUUUGUCUUAGUUAAGUAGAUUUACAAUUUUUUAUUACAUAAUUUUAUUUUAUGUAUAAUUGUAGUUAUAUAUUGAUAUUUAGAGAUAUUUUAAACACGAUAUCAAUGUAUUGACCAUGACCUCAAGAAUAGCAUCUAAGUUUUUGUUUGCGACACCGAUAUUUUGUAAAAUAAAAUUCACAAAUAUUAUCUUAUAUUUUUGACGAUUUAAUCCAAAUCCUGGUCCCCUUCCGGCAUAUAAUGGUCCAAAAGACGUUUUGAAUUUACACCGACAGCAUCGUAUCGAGCAAAUAUGCAGAAUCAGGAAGGAGGAGGCUUCAGUGUUUCAGACCUGACACUAGAGGAACAAGAGCUUCUAGAAGACAUCAGGCGUAGGAAACUUCAAUUACUCGAAGAAAUCCAGCAACUCAAGGAUGAGAUCCUGGAGGUGACAGGGGAAAUAGAUGGGAUGGAUGUCUCAUCAGAAAAAAAUAACCCCAAGACAAAGCAAAUGUCCAUUGGCCGCAAAAAGUUCAAUAUGGACCCCAAAAAGGGGAUUGAAUACUUGUUGGACCAUGGCUUGCUACAGAGUACUCCAGAUGAUGUGGCUCAGUUCCUCUACAAAGGAGAGGGCCUCAACAAGACAGCGAUUGGAGAUUACUUGGGGGAAAGGAAUGACUUCAACAUAGAGGUGCUGAAUUCAUUUGUGAAUCUUCAUGAGUUCUCAGAUAUGAUCCUGGUGCAGGCACUCAGGCAGUUUCUGUGGAGCUUUAGGCUUCCUGGUGAGGCACAGAAGAUUGACAGAAUGAUGGAAGCUUUUGCCAAACGUUAUUGUGACCUCAACAUAGGAGUCUUCAACACCACAGAUACCUGUUAUGUGCUAUCAUUUGCCAUUAUAAUGCUGAACACAAGUCUUCAUAAUCCAUCAGUCAAAGACAAGCCAAGUGUCGAGAGAUUCAUUGCAAUGAAUCGUGGGAUCAAUGAUGGUGGAGAUCUACCUCCUGAGCUAUUGACUAGCUUAUAUGACAGUAUCAAGAAAGAGCCAUUCAAGAUUCCAGAGGAUGAUGGCAAUGAUUUGAUGCACACAUUUUUCAACCCCGACAAGGAGGGUUGGUUAUGGAAACGAGGGGCAUCGAAAUUAAGUGGCAGAUAUAAGAACUGGAAGAGACGCUGGUUCAUCCUUAAUGAUAACUGUCUUUACUACUUCGAGUUCACAACAGACAAGGAACCCAAGGGAAUUAUACCUCUUGAGAAUAUUGGGAUCAGAGAUGUGGAGGACAACAAGAAACAGCACUGCUUUGAACUCUACUCCACUACAAAUGAAAUCAUUAAGGCAUGUAAGACAGACACAGAUGGCAAAGUCAUUGAAGGUCAUCAUAUGGUGUAUAGAAUGUCUGCUGCUACUUAUGAUGACAAGCAGGAUUGGGUGAAAUGUAUUAAGGCCAGUAUAAGUGAGCAUCCAUUCUAUCACAUGUUAGCUACACGACGGAAGAAGGCAACUCACCAUAGCACCUAGAUGUACUGAUCAACAUUUAUUAUGUGGAGACUAGUAGAUCAACAUCAAAAAACAGGACACCUGUCUGGGACUAGUCAAUCAACAUCAAUAGAUAUGAGACUAGUUGAUCAACAUUAUUCCAUAUGCAUUUAGGUUGCGUCAACAUCGGUUCAUACUGCAAAAAAUAUAUGAAUUAUGCCAAACAUUUUAUGGAUUUGCAUAACCAAGCAUUAUUAUGUAUUUCAAAGCACCUGAAUGCACAUCCCAAAACAAAAAGGAGCAUUUAUACAUUAUUUGAAUACAGUUAUCAGAGAGUGCACAUGGAUUGUACCCAGUUAUAAUGCAAAAUUAUUGAUGAAGUCAGAUGUAGCAAAUUGUA